AAAAUUUUUUUAACUGUUUUCCAGUCAGCCUUUAGAACUUUCAAUUCUCUGAAAUGUUUCUUUGAUUGCAGUUCCUAAAGAUUUUUGUUGACGAUGUUUCUGCAACUCGGACAGAUUGGAAUUUCGGAGACUGGAGAGACGAACCCUCUGUGGAAGUUCCUCUUCUUGUUUUUUAUCUUUUGCGUUCUUCUCUAUUUUGGAUCCUGAAUUUAUGCAAAUUGGGAAGCAAUAGGCCUUUUGUGUGAUGGGUUUUUGAAGAUUAAUCCUAUCAUGGAGGAUGGUGCUGAUUUUCAAUCUGAUUCUAUGCUGGAGACUUUCUCGGGCACUGUACCGGAUUUUGAUCUCAUGGAUGAACUCUUGUUAGGUGGUUGCUGGUUGGAGACUGCUGACGGAUCCAAUUUCCUGCAACAACCAGGCCCUUCUACUUCUACUGCUGUCUUUGACUCUUCAUAUUUUCUGCCUGCUUCAGAGUUUAACAAUGGACGCUUGAAUCCAGUUUCGUCUGAAAAAGAUGAAGAAGAGACCAAAGCUUCCACUUUCCCUGAAAAUCCAUAUCCAACUGGACCUCCAACAGAAAGCCCAGUUGGAACUCAAUCUCUAAAACAGAGUACAGUCGAAAUUGCUGAAGGAUCUGGCCAAUUACUACGUUUUCCAGCUGAAGGAAGCGCUGAACUAGUUAGAAGGUGGAGGAUAGGGCCAAGGGUAAAUAUGGUUCCGUCUUCUUCUGUGAAAGAGAGAUUAAUUCAAGCUCUUGGAUACAUAAGAGAGUUCACAAAAGAUGAUAUUCUUAUUCAAGUAUGGGUUCCUACGAGGACAGGAGCAAGAAAUGUGCUUAGAACCAAUGACCAACCCUACUCUCUCCAGUCUAAUUAUUCGAAGCUUGCAAAUUACAGAAAUGUCUCCAUGAACUUCCAAUUCUCAGCUGAGGAGGGUUCAGAUGCGAUGGUUGGUCUGCCCAGCUGGGUUUUUAUGGGGAAAGUUCCUGAGUGGACUCCGGAUGUUCGAUUCUUACGCAGCGAUGAGUACCCACGAGUUACUCAUGCCUACCAAUAUGAUGUCCGAGGGACUCUUGGCCUUCCUAUUUUUGAACGAAAUAGUUCAACUUGUUUGGGUGUUGUUGAGGUUGUGAUGACAACGCAAAAGAUCCAUUAUCGCCCUGAGCUUGAAAGUGUCCGCAAAGCUCUUGAGGCUGUUGAUCUUAGGAGUUCUGAAGUUCCAAGUUCUUUCCAAGAACAGGUGCAUAACAAAUCCUACGAAGCUGUAUUACCUGAGAUUCGAGAGGUCCUAAGAACUGUUUGUGAGACACAUAGAUUACCCUUAGCUCAGACUUGGGUGCCAUGCAUCCAACAAGGCAAAGGAGGUUGCCGACACUCUGAUGAGAACUAUUCUGUUUGUGUUUCCACUGUGGAUUCAGCUUGCUUUGUGGCUGAUCAGAAUUUUUUGGGUUUUAAUGAGGCUUGCUCUGAGCAUCAUCUGUUUAGAGGUCAAGGUGUGGCAGGAAAAGCAUUCAGGACAAACCAACCGUGCUUCUCACCUGAUAUAACUACUUACAGUUUGACAGAAUACCCUCUCUUAGAUUAUGCAAGGAUGUUUCAACUACGGGCUGCUGUUGCAAUCCGCCUGCGCAGUAUCUACACUGGAGCUACUGAUUAUGUUUUGGAGUUUUUCUUACCUGUGGCUUGCCAAGAUCCUGGAGAACAAAAAAUGAUGCUUAAUUCCUUGUCCAUGGUUAUACAAAGGGUCUGCUGGAGCUUACGAGUUCUCACAGAUAAGGAGCUUCAAGAAGAAACUGUUCUCCAUCUUGGUGAAGUGGGUUCUUCAAAGGGGAAACUUGAUGCAGAAUUGCCAAAGUUGGGCUCUAACACUAAAGGGUCUCUUCAUGAAGAACCGUCCUGGAUUUCACAUUUCAUGGAGGCCCAACAGAAGGGAAAAACUGUUCCACUGGACAUUCAGAAAGAAAAGCCAACUGAAGAAUUCAAGGUAACAUCUCAUUGGGAUAACCUUGGCUUAGCAUUACAGGAAGGGAAAAUGUUGUCUAAGCAGCAUCAUCUUGAUUCUGGAUCCAAAGGUGGUGCUGAGUGUGCUGGAGAUUCUUCUUUUCGACGAGGUAACGUCUCAGGCACAGGAAAAACAGGAGAAAAGAGACGAACCAAGGCUGAGAAGACAAUCAGCUUGCAAGUUCUUCGUCAAUAUUUUGCAGGGAGCCUAAAGGAUGCUGCCAAGAGUAUUGGUGUGUGCCCCACUACCCUGAAAAGGAUAUGCAGGCAACAUGGGAUCACCCGGUGGCCAUCUCGGAAGAUCAAGAAGGUGGGACACUCUUUGAGAAAACUUCAGGUUGUCAUUGACUCGGUCCAAGGUGCAGAAGGUGCUUUUAAAAUUGGUUCCUUCUAUGCAAACUUCCCAGAUUUGACCUCUCCAAAUUUAACUGGAACCAGCCCAUUUUCCACGUUGACGACAACUGAUAAUCCAAAUCCAAUAAACACGCAACCCAAGCGUGUAGUCAACCCUCAACCUGCUACAUCAAAAUCCUUUUCCUCUUCAUGCAGUCGGACAUCCAGUUCAAACAUUUGUUGUUCCAGCCUUGGGACACCAAACCAGUCUCAACCUUCCCAUCUUAAUGGUAGUGAAGUGGCUUCAGUGGCCGAAAAGUCUGGUGUAUUGAACAGAACACGUAGUGAUGCCGAGUUGCACAUACAGAGCCAAGAACCGAGGGUUCCAGCAAGAUCAGAGAGUGAAAAAUCCCCUGGUGAGCAUCCUAAUCUUGAGAGUCUAGCCCCCUUGUCAAAGAAUGGUAGCCAUGUAUCACGAGAUUACAAUGCUUUUAGAGUGAAAGUCACAUAUGGGGAAGAGAAAAUCCGGUUCAGCAUGCAAUCCAAUUGGCGCUUCAAUGAUCUACAACAAGAGAUUGCGAGACGGCUUAACAUAGAUGAUAUGAACAGAAUUGAUCUCAAGUACUUGGAUGAUGACUCAGAAUGGGUUCUGUUAACAUGUGAUGCUGACCUGGAGGAGUGUGUAGACGUAUACAAAUCUUUUCAGAUCCGCACAAUCAAACUCUCUGUCCAUCAAAGUUAUUCGAAUUUGCGAACUUCACUGGGUACUGUAGUUCCAUCUUGACUGUUCAAUAAACCACCACCACCCUCUGACUCAUUUCAUAGAAGUUAGAGUUAUUGAUUUGGAAAAAGAACAACAAAAAGAAAAUGCAAAAUUCAUCCCAGAACCACAAUGGAUGUUAACAAGCUACAUUGCUACAAAACUGGAUUUUAGAUAUGGGACAGGAUCAGGUGAAGCUUUAUGACUCUUGAAACCAUCUUCAUCUUGUGUUGAGACUUUGAAGGUGGGAUAUGGUGUACUGUAAUAGGGCAACACUAGUUACAAGAAGAUUUUGUGGGAGGAUGUGCUAUAAGGUGUUCUUGGAGGCACAACAUGCACAGAAUUUGAUUCUGAUUACAUAGAUACAAUGUUUGCAGAAGAGGAAUUUCCUGAGUUUGAUAAGAAGUUGCUGCUGGAAGAUAAUUUAGACCCCCAAAACCAGCAUGAAACUCAUCAGACCAAAUAAGUAAAUAACUUGGUAUCACAGUAAUCUUGUCAUAAGAUGAUCAAAGUGACUGAUGUUGUACAAAUACCUUAAUCAGAUAUCUUUUAGUUGGACAGUUUUGAGAAAGAUUGGCUACCUGCAACUAAACUGUUUGGCUUCUUGAUCUGUCAAUAGGUUUGUUAUUACUUAAUAAUUAAGCCUCGAGAUGCUCUUGUAACUUUGAUUGAAACUUACCUCAUGUAUGGAA
Messenger RNA from Telopea speciosissima, 3782 nucleotides. Its product is annotated as protein NLP4-like. Gene Ontology annotation, molecular function: DNA-binding transcription factor activity; protein binding. The record is from RefSeq and is a predicted model, not a curated record. The transcript is spliced from 4 exons. The coding region runs from base 271 to 3114 and encodes 947 amino acids. Lineage: Eukaryota; Viridiplantae; Streptophyta; Magnoliopsida; Proteales; Proteaceae.